UAGAAAAUUACAAUAAGCACACAUAUAUAAAUAAAGAGUGUAAUCGCAUUGACCAUGAAGUUUUGAAUAAACCAUCUUUGUUUUUCAAGAUGACAAUACAAAAAGGAGAAAAGUCGUCCAAGCACGAUUUCGCGGAGAUUUGGAACAUGUGAACGCUUAACAUAUCAAGGAAAAAUACUGGCGAAUUUAAGAAAAACGCCUUUUAGCAUUCAACCAAAUAUCGAAUAUAAAUUUAAUUAUUUAGUAUCGCCUCAUUUACCAACGCCUAAAAGUGUUUCAAAAUGGCUAAGUGAGGAAGCAGAUUUCACGAAAUCUUUGAAUGAAACAGAUAGUGCACUUACAAAGAUCCAUCGCAAAAGGUUUAAAAGUGUACUCAAAUUUUGGAGUAAAUUAAAAAUUCGGAAAGACUCGAAGAAGCGACUGAAUAAAAAUUCUGUAACCUCUAGUUUGAGUCUUCGUCAUGCCGCGGAAACGAUGAAUACACAAGUUCGAAAUGAAAUUCCAAAAACAAAGAAAUCUAUCUCGUCUCGGCAAAACAGUGCUAGAACUAAACAGAAUACUAACGUCAAACCAGUUAUCGCAUACGACUACGAUGCGGCUAUCAGCCAACCUGACGUACCAAAUUUUUUGGGGCAAAAAUUUAAUACCGGCUUACCCAUACGAAAGAAAGGUCUUUACACACGCGGGAAAAAUAAAUUGUCGACUAAGAAAAAUACGGAAAAUGUGUCACAAGCAACUUCUAUUUCGAAAUCUCAAAACAAGGAAGAUGAAGUCAAUAGUAUUCCUGUUGAAGAGGGAACUGCGGAAAACGAAACUACUUCUACCGAGGGCGAAUCGACACCAAUCUUUUCCAAGAAAAACUUUGCAAAGGAUGAUACACAGGAGGAUUCACAGAGAGACAGCUCUGAAGAUAAAAACAGAAGCGAAAAUGAAAAGAAUCUUGACAGUAUAAGUCCUAGGUCAACAACUUCGCAAAAAAAGGAUAGUAAAAUUCCACGAGCAAAAGUAAUAAAAUCACCAGUCGUUGUUCAAAUAUCUCGUAAUGAUUCGGUCAAGCGAUUAUCUCUAACAAGCUCAAAAAAAUCAUUUGAUUCGAUUUCGCAUAAAAAGGAAGUCUUAAAGGCACACGCUUAUCCAAAAUUCGUUUCAAGCAAGCAACAAAACUCAUGUACAUUUCUGAACGAUAAACAUGAGCCAAAUGACGAAACGAUCAUUACAGAAACAUCUCCUGCUAUCAUCGGUAGUGCUAGUGAUCCAUCAACCUUCACAGUUUUACAAAGAUUAAAACAAAGCCACAACUAUCGAUCUUGCGACGAUUGUAAUCCAGAAUCGAGCUGUCGAGAUAUUGAUGACACGUUGAGCGAAUCAAGGAGUUCACCGGAAAGACGAUAUAUUUCGAGCAAGUGGAGAAGAUCUUUGAAACAUCGCAAGUAUAUCGACACAAGCUCCGACGAUUUCGAUGUAUCGUCAGAUUAUAGUUCUCAAAGCAGUGAGAAGAAAAUAAAAAAUCAUAAAGACUUUCACAGUUCAGUGGCACCGUUAACAAAAGUCUCUUUGACAACUAAAUCAUCGUCAAGAACUAAAAAUCGUCGUGGAAGUACAUUUUCUUUUUUUAACACUCUUUUCGAUAUUGUUUUUUGGCCGUUUCUUUUUCUCAAGUCGGAUCGAUAG
This is a messenger RNA of Vespula pensylvanica (western yellowjacket), 1671 nucleotides long. RefSeq lists its product as uncharacterized. The transcript has 5 exons. The record is from RefSeq and is a predicted model, not a curated record. Bases 475 to 1671 code for a protein of 398 amino acids. NCBI's taxonomy places the organism in Eukaryota, Metazoa, Arthropoda, Insecta, Hymenoptera, Vespidae.